AUAAUUAUCUGUAUCUUUUAUAAAAAAAAUAUUUCAUAAUUAUCUACCAUUUAAAACGUUUGAUCUUCAAAUUUUAAAUAACAUCAACUUAAAUCUAUUUAUCUUAAUAAAUGAAUGCUAACGCCAAUAAAAAUAAUAAACAAAGAGAUUAUUAUUAUAUAAACAGCAUUUGAUUCUGAUAUGAUAUUAUUGUGAUUAUAGAAACUAAUUAAAGACGGUAUGAGUUCUUCUAACUCACAAUCCCAAAAGAUUUAUGGCUCACCAUGUGCAUCAUGUAAAUUUCUAAGAAGAAAGUGCGAUGUAGACUGCAUUUUCGCCCCCUAUUUUCCAGCAGACCAACCUCAAAAAUUCGAAGUUGUGCAUAGGAUUUACGGCGCAAGUAACGUCUCUAAAAUUCUCAAGGCAUCGAGGUAUGAUGAGCGAGAAGAAACUGUCAAGUCUCUUGUCUUUGAGGCAGAGGCUCGGCUGGAAGAUCCUGUGCAUGGUUGCGUUGCCUUUAUAGCAGGUCUUCAGCAGAGGCUUCAAAGGCUUCAAACUGAACUCGCCAUCGUUCAACAACAGCUUUUGUCUUACAUGGCAUCACAGCUUCCGCCAAACUCGUCUUACAUGGCAUCAGAGCUUCCACCGAACUCGUCUUAUAUGGCAUCAGAGCUUCCGCCAAACUCGUCUUAUAUGCUAUCAGAGCUUCCGCCAAACUCGUCUUACAUGGCAUCAGAGCUUCCACUGAACUCGUCUUAUAUGCUAUCAGAGCUUCUGCCAAAGUGGCCACGUGAAUCUUCCUUGAGUCAACAACCAAUGAUGGAGGAUCAAUCAUCAUGUCGACGGGUUGAUGGCUAUGGUACUACUAAUUACUACGGAAUAAACACUGAUGACGACAAACGACAUGUAGUACGUCAACACCCAAUAACGACGGAGCAGGUGCUGCCGGCGACAGAGCAGCCACCGUCUAAAGAUAGUACGGAUUUUUAGGGUUUUAUUUAUUUAUUUACAUAUUUUCAAAAAAGUUUGUUUUCAUUUGGUUGAAUUAUUUCAUUUG
Cucumis sativus (cucumber) is the source of this 1036-nucleotide messenger RNA. RefSeq names its product protein LATERAL ORGAN BOUNDARIES. The coding region runs from base 220 to 969 and encodes 249 amino acids. The record is from RefSeq and is a predicted model, not a curated record. The transcript has a single exon. Lineage: Eukaryota; Viridiplantae; Streptophyta; Magnoliopsida; Cucurbitales; Cucurbitaceae.